Molecule: messenger RNA, 959 nt
Organism: Eriocheir sinensis (Chinese mitten crab)
Lineage: Eukaryota; Metazoa; Arthropoda; Malacostraca; Decapoda; Varunidae
Product: enhancer of split m7 protein-like
Exons: 1
Coding region: 156-845 (229 amino acids)
Biological process (GO): regulation of transcription by RNA polymerase II; anterior/posterior pattern specification; regulation of neurogenesis
Cellular component (GO): nucleus
Molecular function (GO): RNA polymerase II cis-regulatory region sequence-specific DNA binding; protein dimerization activity; DNA-binding transcription factor activity, RNA polymerase II-specific
Source: RefSeq, a predicted model, not a curated record
CCUCCCCUUCCUCGCCCUCCCCUAUAAAGGCUGCGGAGCGGAGCCAAACGCCAGACUCAUUCCAAUACUCGCUGAGAGCAAGGCACCAGCCUCUCCACGCAGCCAGCCACUCUGUGAACUUAGCUGAUCUCUGCGUCCCUUGUGUACGAUCCACGAUGGCGUGUGAACUGGAGCCACUGUCCCGCACCUACCAGUACCGCAAGGUGAUGAAGCCCAUGCUGGAGCGCAAGCGGCGGGCGCGCAUCAACAAGUGCCUCGACGAGCUCAAAGACCUGAUGGUGACGGCGCUGCAGGCGGAGGGCGAGUCCAUCGCCAAGCUGGAGAAGGCGGACGUUUUGGAGCUGACGGUGACGCAUCUCAAGAAGCUGCAGCGUCGCAAUCAGCUGGCCGUGCGUCCCCUGCCCAGCCACCAGGACAAGUUCCGUGAGGGCUACAGCCACUGCGCCUCCGAAGUGUCCCGCUGCCUCGCCUCCGUGCAGGGCGUCGACGUCACACUCGGCACCAAGCUCAUGACGCACCUCGGCAUCUCCCUCACCAACUACGAGAAGCGGGCGCCCCUCACCAUCCUCGUGCCCCAGGCUGAGCCGUCACCAGCACUCUCCUCGGCCUCCAGCGGCUACUCCUCCGCCUCCGAGCUGUCUCCCACGCCCUCCACUUCCAGCAGGAACAGCUCAUCUCCCUCCUGCAGCGGCCCCACCAGCAGCCUGUCCACUACAAGCAGCGGCAGCAGCAGCGGUAACAACACUAGCAGCAGGGCCCCGGCCACCACCACCAGUGCCUCCCCACGCCCCCAGGGUCUGCUGACCAUCGCGGCGCCCCCAUGCCCCAUGUGGCGCCCGUGGUAACCAAGCAACGCUCUCUCCACGAACAAGCUACCUCAGCCACCCGUCCGUCGGCAACCUGUUCAGCCGCCAGUCAACGCUACUGAAGGAGUCGACAGCUCGAGAGCGACAACGGAA